AACGAGGCCCAAGAAGGAAAGGAAGGAGGAGCAAAGGGAAUGUGAUUCCAGUUUCCUAUUUAUGUUGUCGGGGUGGUGAGAUUCGGACCUCAGCGCAGAAGCAAUCCAUAUUCGUCUACGAGUUGCUUCAUUUUGUCUCCUCAAGAACACGCACUAUCACACCCACGAGAUUAUACCAUGGACCUCCGUGAAACCAUCCUCAACCAAACCGACGCUUCCUUUUCAAUCGCAAAGCAGGUCAUCUCCACCGAGGCCAAAGGCGCCAACCUCGUAUUCUCGCCGCUAUCGAUCCACGUCGUGUUGGGCCAGAUCUUGUCCGGGUCGGACGGCCCCGCCCGGGACCAGCUGCUGGACUUUCUCAAAGCCAUGUCUACCGAAGCACUGAAUUCCUUCACGUCGCAGCUUGUGGGUCUGAUGUUCGCUGACGGUGCUCCGCUUGGUGGGCCUCGAUUGACCUUCGCCAACGGCCUUUGGGUUGAUCAAAGUCUCAGCUUGAGGCCCUCUUUCGAGGAUAUUGUGCGGAAGGUUUACAGGGCUGUUUCUAUUCAUGUUGAUUUUCAGCAUAAGUCUGCUGGGGUAACAAAAGAAGUGAAUACAUGGGCUGACAAGGAAACAGACAGCCUAAUCCAAGAAAUGCUUCCAUCUGGUUCAGUUGAUGCUUCUACUAGGCUUAUCUUCACAAACGCAGUGUACUUUAAAGGAGCAUGGAACGAAAAAUUUGAUGAAUCAGCAACACAGGACCAUGAGUUUUUCCUCUUAGAUGGAAGCUCAGUUCAAGCACCCUUCAUGACCAGUGAGAAGAAGCAAUACAUUCUUGCUUUUGAUGGUUUCAAGGUUUUGGGACUACCAUAUAAACAAGGUGGAGAUAAGCGUAGAUUCUCAAUGUACUUCUUUCUUCCUGAUGCAAACGAUGGACUGCCAGAUUUGAUAGAAAAGGUCACCUCAAAAUCUGGAUUCGUAGACCACCACCUCCCACAUCAGAAGGUGGAAGUUGGUGAUUUCCGUUUUCCAAAGUUCAAAAUAACUUUCAGGUUUGACGCUUCCGACGUUCUAAAGGGACUGGGUUUGGACCAUCCAUUUUCUGGUGAUGGUCUGAACGACAUGGUGGACUCACCUCUUAGUCAGAAUCUCUAUGUUUCAAGCAUAUUCCACAAGUCGUUUAUCGAGGUGAAUGAGGAAGGCACAGAAGCUGCAGCUGCAUCUGCUGCUGUCGUUAAACUCAGGGCCUUGGAGGUUGACGAAAAGUUGGAUUUUGUCGCUGACCACCCGUUCCUGUUUCUCAUAAGAGAAGAUAUGACCGGGGUCGUGCUGUUUAUCGGGCAAGUUCUUAAUCCAGUUGAUGCUUAAUGGAGCACUUUGCUCUAGAACAGAGUUUGUUAGUACUUGAAUUUUGAAAUGCAUCUCUUGUAGUGAAACUAUCUCUGUACUUACUCAAAGCAUAGACUGCCUCUGACUGAGCUUUGGUUAGGAGUUUGAGCAUAAAUAUAUGGUGAGAGAGCUGGUGCCCCUGUAGGUUUUUGGCACUAUUUGUGAUUCAGUUUCAAUCAAAUUUGUGGAUUUCACUUCAUCCC
Messenger RNA from Sesamum indicum (sesame), 1571 nucleotides. It is a transcript of the gene SERPIN1, whose product is annotated as Serine protease inhibitor (SERPIN) family protein. The record is from RefSeq and is a predicted model, not a curated record. Lineage: Eukaryota; Viridiplantae; Streptophyta; Magnoliopsida; Lamiales; Pedaliaceae. Gene Ontology annotation, molecular function: serine-type endopeptidase inhibitor activity.